AUGGGCAUUAUAUUAUCACCUCGUACAUAUUCCAUACCACCUACCACAUUCUCCCAAGAAAAUACGGAGCCGAAGAAACUGUCCUACGUACGUAAGAAAAGCGAUGGUGGUACAUCGGCGGCUGAGCUUGAUCACCUUGGUUUUACCGGAUCGAAACACGUUCCCGGAGUCCUAAAGAGUGGGGUAUGGGGUUUUCAUGUGCGUGGAAAGCUUAUGUUUUUAUUUGGCCAGUGGAUGGGUUGCUUCUUCCCACGGUGUUAUCCGUACAUGGUAGGUCACUUUUUCAAUGCUCAUGCAGCCGUUGACGGGAAAGUAUAA
This is a messenger RNA of Sclerotinia sclerotiorum 1980 UF-70, 318 nucleotides long. RefSeq lists its product with no specific name. The transcript has 3 exons. The record is from RefSeq and is a predicted model, not a curated record. NCBI's taxonomy places the organism in Eukaryota, Fungi, Ascomycota, Leotiomycetes, Helotiales, Sclerotiniaceae. Bases 1 to 318 code for a protein of 105 amino acids.